AUGCCAACCUCCAUUCCUUACGAUCCCAAGACGGUCGCCUUGUUGGUCAUUGAUAUGCAAGAAUCUCUUCGUAGAGAGAUCACUGGUAUUAUUCCAAACGUGCAAUAUAUGGUUAAAACUUGCCACGAGAAAGACAUUCCCGUUUUUUGGACUCAACAUGGUCACAGAAAUCUCGAAUUCGAUGGGGGAGCUGUAGGACGAUGGUGGGGAGAUGGGAGCAUCAAAUGGGGAUCAGAAGAGUGGAAAAUUGUGCAAGAACUGCAAUCGUUCAUAUCGCGAUCCUCAACCUCACUUGAUACCCUUGACUUCGUCAUCAAAAAUAAAACGCGCUAUGAUGCUUUUUACAAGACUGAGCUUGACUCCUUACUUAUCUCUCUUGGUAUCAAAACGCUCAUCAUCGCUGGUGCUGAAACAAAUUUGUGUUGUGAGGCAACUGCUAGAAGAGGCUUUGACCAGGAUUAUAAUAUUAUUUUUCUUAAAGAUGCGACUGCCACGGAGAAUGAAAAGAUGCACGAGGCAACUCUAUUGAACUUGGAAUACGGCUUGGCCAAGAUCGCCACUGUUGUUGAAGUUACUGAGUGGCUUGAAAAACGCAUUCAUUAG
Molecule: messenger RNA, 603 nt
Organism: Ambispora leptoticha
Lineage: Eukaryota; Fungi; Glomeromycota; Glomeromycetes; Archaeosporales; Ambisporaceae
Source: the annotation of a GenBank genome assembly